UAACCCUAAUCCCAUGAUAACAACACAGUAAACCUGAUCAAUUCAACUUAAAUCUAAAUCUUCGAAAACAAGACCACACGAGCACUGGUUUCAAACUCAGACUCCACCCCUUCAUAGCCAUGGACUCCACCCCAAACCCUAACCCCACACCUCAACCCCAACCCCAACCCCAAUCGCUUUCCAUUAAAGCCUCCGCUUCUAAGCUCCCAAUCAAACGCAAAACACCAGACUCUUUCUUCACAGUCCCAAACCCUAAGCCUAAUUCAUCUCUAAUCCGCACCCCCAAACUCAAAUCCACCGCCGACGGCGACGAUUACGGUGACGAUGACGUCACCCCUGGCGGAGACAGCAGACCUCCGCCGUUCAAGUUCCACCGGAUAUGGACCGAGCCAGACGAAAUUCGGUUCCUCCGUGGCCUCCUCGAUUGCUCCCCGGAGAACCUCUCUUUCCCUCGCGAUCUCCAUGUUUUCUAUGCUCGCUUCUCCAAUACCAUGCCACAACCGUAUACGAAGUCUCAGCUCUCCGAAAAGCUGCGGAGGCUCCGCAAGAAGUUCCGAGUGAUCUCCUCUCGGCUCGCGAAGGGCCUAGAUAAAGCGCUGUUGUCGCCCCACGAUCAGGCUUUGUACGAGCUCUCGGAGCAGCUAUGGCACCCGGAUUUUUCUUCGACAUCGCCUUUUGGUGCUAAUAAUAACAGCAAUAAGCCGAAAGAAUCCAAUUUGGUUGGAGUUGAGGUGAGCUUUUCGCCGAUUUUGCCUUCGGUUUUGGUCGAAAAGCAGACUAUGAGUCAGGAUUUGAACCAAAAUGGGGUGUUGAAUGUGGUUGAAAUUGAUAAUGGUGGCAGCGAUGAUGGAUUUGUCGGCGGUGGUUUGGGGGGCGAUGGUGGUGAAGUGAAAUUGAGUGAAGUGAAUGUGGAGUUUGAGGAUGAUGUUCAAGAAGACGAGGUGGUGGUGCCGAGUGAAUUGAAUGGUGAGAUUGAGGAGAUAGUGGGGAAGACUUUGAUUGAUGUGUUUGAUGAGUCUUUGAAGGAGGUUAGGACGGCUCUUGUUCAACAAGGGCUGCUUUAUCACGGUGAUAGGUUGAGUUUGGUGAGUUCUUUGAAUGAAGACAAAGCGGGGAGUUUUGAAAGGAGGUGGCGGGAGCAAAGGGUUGAUGAACUGGAUGUGUUGGCUCGUCGCUUGAGGUUGGUUCUUGAGCAUUCCCUCCAAAAGCAUCAAGCUGGUGGUGCAAUGGUUGGGUAUUGAAGGUUCCUUGGCCAUGCAGGAUUUUAGUAUAUUGUGAUGGUGGUGCUUUUAAAAGUUCCGAAGGAUCAUGUUUUGUGUGUUAUCCCGUUAGUAGCAGUGAUGCUUUUCUUGAGCUUGUCGGGUAAGUGGUGUUGGUGGUCACAAAGGAGCAAAUUAAAUGAAGCCUCAGAGGGUGAGCAUGCCAGUGGUUGUCAAUAGUUACCGACGGUAGUGUUGUGGUUCUGAAAUAGUUUACAUGGGAAUGCAAACGAUGGAAUGUUGGAGUGAUUGAGUGGUUGUGGUGUUGGAAACCUCAAGUAACACAGCAUGACAAUGUUGAACUGAUUCAUAUGGCUAUGGCUCGAUAAUUGACUGCUGUGGUGAUGUGCACAACGACUAUGAUUAAUGCUUUGCUCCUGUGCAAGAAAAAGUUUGUGUUAGACUUCAAAGCGUUGUGCGCUUGUACGGUUGCCAAUGAUUUGGACUGAUUAUCAAGGUAUGCAUCUAAUAUCUAGUACUCGUGUAUAAUAUCAUUGGCCUUUAUAAGAUCUCAAAGUAAGUAAUUCAGAAAACAGACCUUUGUUAUGCGUAAACUGUGAAAAGAAAUUUCAAGUUGUCAUCAUUUCUGAACUUAUGUUAACAGCUAAUUACCCACACCAUGUAAUGAUAUAACAAAACCGGCCGUCAAAAUGAAGGAUUGCUAACAUUGAUGACCAAGGGACUAACAAACAUGAGGUUGUCAAGAAGAAUAAGCUGAGGAAAAGAAUUUAGGGCAUGUUUCAUUUUACCCUCUUGUGCUUUGCCUCUUAUGCACAUCACUUGCUGAUGUUAAAAAUAACCACAUACACUCAUGUGGUUGUGGAAUGUACACACAUGACUCUGUUAACAGA
This is a messenger RNA of Ilex paraguariensis (yerba mate), 2110 nucleotides long. The record is from the annotation of a GenBank genome assembly. NCBI's taxonomy places the organism in Eukaryota, Viridiplantae, Streptophyta, Magnoliopsida, Aquifoliales, Aquifoliaceae.